Messenger RNA from Polistes canadensis, 2260 nucleotides. RefSeq names its product ATP-binding cassette sub-family F member 2. The record is from RefSeq and is a predicted model, not a curated record. Gene Ontology annotation, molecular function: ATP hydrolysis activity; ATP binding. The transcript is spliced from 9 exons. NCBI's taxonomy places the organism in Eukaryota, Metazoa, Arthropoda, Insecta, Hymenoptera, Vespidae. The coding region runs from base 120 to 2024 and encodes 634 amino acids.
UGAGUCAUUUUAUCAACCAAUUCUUCCACUUGAUGGCUUUGCCUUUAUCCGUGCACGUGUGUUCUGUGUUGCAAAAAUCAUUCAUUUUUUUGGCGCACAAUUAGUUACAGAUAUAAAAGAUGCCAUCCGACGCAAAGAAGAAACAACAACAAAAAAAGAAAGAGGCUGCGAAAGCCAGGCAAUCAGGCAAGAAACCAAUUAACAAUCAAACUAAAGGCGCAGAAGAUGGCAAAGAUCAAAAUAUUGCAUCAGAAGAAUCUGUUGAAAAUGGAACUAAUGGAACAACUAUUAGCGUAGAAGAGGCAUUAUGCUUAAAGCUUGAAGCAGAUGCAAGACUCAACGCAGAAGCACGUUCAUGCACUGGAUCAUUGGCUUCGCAUCCACGAAGUAGAGACAUCAAGAUAUCUAACUUUUCUAUAACAUUUCACGGUUGCGAACUAUUGCAAGAUACUAUGUUGGAAUUAAAUUGUGGAAGACGUUACGGUUUACUUGGUCUCAAUGGUUCAGGAAAAUCAACUUUGUUAGCGGUACUUGGAAAUCGUGAAGUUCCUAUACCAGAUCAAAUAGAUAUUUUUCACUUGACCAGGGAAAUGCCUGCCAGCAAUAAAACUGCUUUAGAAUGUGUCAUGGAAGUUGACGAGGAAAGAGUUAGACUCGAAAAGCUUGCAGAAGAAUUGAUCGAUUGUGAAGAAGAAGAUGCUCAGGAACAAUUAAUGGAUGUAUAUGAACGAUUAGAUGACAUGGCUGCUGAUACUGCUGAAGCACGAGCUGCUCAUAUUUUACAUGGUUUAGGUUUUACUUCUCAAAUGCAAAAAACUGCCACUAAAGAUUUUUCUGGAGGAUGGCGGAUGCGUAUAGCUCUUGCUAGAGCACUAUACGUGAAGCCUCAUUUAUUAUUGCUCGAUGAACCAACUAAUCAUUUAGAUCUUGAUGCUUGUGUUUGGUUGGAAGAAGAAUUGAAAACGUAUAAACGAAUUUUAGUAAUCAUUUCACAUUCGCAAGAUUUUCUUAAUGGCAUUUGUACAAAUAUUAUACAUGUCAAUAAGAAACAAUUAAAAUAUUACACAGGAAAUUAUGAGGCAUUUAUUAAAACAAGAAUGGAGUUAUUAGAAAAUCAAGCUAAACAAUAUAAUUGGGAACAAGAUCAAAUUGCGCAUAUGAAGAAUUAUAUUGCACGAUUUGGGCACGGUUCUGCUAAAUUAGCUAGACAAGCUCAAUCGAAAGAAAAAACUUUAGCAAAAAUGGUCGCGCAAGGUCUUACGGAAAAAGUAGUUAAUGAUAAAACAUUGAAUUUUUAUUUCCCAUCCUGUGGAACUAUUCCCCCACCUGUUAUCAUGGUUCAAAAUGUUAGCUUUCGUUAUAAUGAAAAUUCCCCCUGGAUAUACAAAAAUUUGGAGUUUGGUAUUGAUUUAGACACUAGACUCGCUUUAGUAGGACCCAAUGGUGCCGGAAAGAGUACAUUACUAAAACUACUUUACGGAGAUUUGGUACCUACAAGUGGUAUGAUUCGUAAAAAUAGUCAUCUACGUAUAGGAAGAUAUCACCAGCAUUUACAUGAACUUUUAGAUUUAGAUAUUUCUCCAUUGGAUUAUAUGAUGAAAGCUUUUCCCGAUGUUAAGGAACGAGAAGAAAUGCGAAAAAUUAUUGGUCGUUAUGGACUUACUGGACGACAACAAGUCUGUCCUAUUCGUCAACUAUCCGAUGGUCAACGUUGCCGAGUAGUAUUUGCCUGGUUAGCGUGGCAAGUUCCACAUUUGUUACUUCUUGAUGAACCUACCAAUCAUCUUGAUAUGGAAACAAUAGAUGCACUUGCAGAAGCAAUUAAUGAUUUUGAUGGAGGAAUGGUGCUUGUAUCUCACGAUUUUAGACUGAUAAAUCAAGUUGCGGAAGAGAUAUGGGUAUGUGAAAAUGGAGCAGUUACAAAAUGGAGUGGUAAUAUUUUGAAUUACAAGGAACAUCUUAAAAACAAAGUUCUUAACGAUAAUCAGAAAAGACAGAAGGAUUUUAUCAAUAGAGGAAAAUAAUGCAAGGCCCUUUAUUAUUCAAUAUAUAUAUAUAUAUAUUACAUUUCUCGUUUUAUCCAGAGCACUCUUUCUAUCUCUCUCUCAUUUCUUAUUUGAAAAUUUUACCAACUGUCUUGAUCAAUUAUCGUCACUGCACUUAUGCUACUAUGUAGCGUAUCGGUGACACGAGAUUAUUUAGUUAAUUUAUUUAAAACUAAUACAUUAUGAAAUAUACUACAAAUGUAUAUUUACUACGG